AGGGUGGCCCCCUUUCCUCCCCCCGCCUCGGGCUGGGAAGAGAUAUCGCCUGGCAGGAGCCUGCUUCCUCCCCGGGGGGUGAAGAGACCCAGGAGUUCGGGCCGGUCACUGCCUUGAGCGCCAGGCCCUGCCUGUUCCCGGUGGCUGGAAGUAGUUCCUAGGGACCCUGGCUUCACAGCUCCGAGUCUCCCCCACUCCCAAUUCUCACCCCUGGAGCCUGUCCUUCCUCCCUCAGCUUGGGAGUGGGACUCAAGCCUCUCAGCUCAGCACUUGGACCAGCCAGCGCUGCCCCCUUACCUGAAGGAUGAAGGUUGUCAAUCUGAAGCAGGCCAUUCUUCAGGCCUGGAAGGAACGGUGGAGCGAUUACCAGUGGGCUAUCAAUAUGAAGAAAUUUUUCCCUAAAGGAGCCACGUGGGACAUACUUAACCUGGCAGAAGCUCUUCUCGAACAGGCCAUGAUCGGCCCAUCACCCAACCCACUGAUCUUGUCUUACCUGAAAUAUGCCAUCAGUUCCCAGAUGGUGUCUUACUCUACUGUCCUGACAGCCAUCAGCAAGUUCGAUGACUUCUCCCGAGAUCUCUGUGUGCAGUCACUGCUGGAGAUUAUGGACAUGUUCUGUGAUCGGCUCAGCUGUCACGGCAAAGCAGAGGAGUGCAUUGGCUUAUGCCGGGCCCUCAUGAGUGCUCUCAACUGGCUGCUGCGCUGUGCAGCCUUCUACACGGAGAAGUUCAAAGAGAUGUUGGACCAAGCAGCUGCUGAGAACCAGCUUAAGAUGUGCCUGGAGCGGCUGGAGAAGAUCCUGGACAGCAUGAAGAACCGGGCCCUGAUCCACAUUGCCAAGCUUGAGGAGACAUCAUCAUGGAGCACGGUGGAGCAAUCCCUAGUCAAACUGGGGGAGAAUCUGAACAACCUCAGCAGCCCCCAGCUCCAGAGCCAGGCAGAUGAAUGCAUCUCCCUAAUCAAGAGCAUCCCCACCAUGCUCUCAGCCCACUCAGACCAGCUGAACAAAACUGGCUUCCCCACCAUCCAUGCUGUGGUGCUGCUUGAGGGGACCAUGAACCUCACAGGAGAGACUCAGCCUCUGGUGGAGCAGCUGAUGAUGGUGAAGAGGAUGCAGCGUAUUCCCUCACCUCUCUUUGUGCUGGAGAUCUGGAAAGCCUGCUUUGUGGGCCUGAUAGAGUCCCCUGAGGGGACAGAAGAGCUGAAAUGGACAGCUUUCACCUUCCUUAAGAUCCCUCAAGUUCUGGUUAAACUAAAGAAAUAUCCCCAAGGAGAGAAGGAUUUCACAGAGGACGUGAACUGUGCCUUUGAGUUCCUGUUGAAACUCACCCCUCUGCUAGACAAAGCGGAUCAGCGAUGCAACUGUGACUGUACCAGUCUGCUCCUUCAAGAAUGUAGCAAACAGGGACUGCUGUCAGAGACCAACAUGACCAAUCUGACUGCCAAGAGGACGGCUGACCGGGAGCAUGCCCCCCGUUUGAAAUCAGCAGAGAACGCCAACAUCCAGCCCAACCCAGGGCUCAUCCUCAGAGCCGAGCCCACUGUCACCAACAUCCUGAAGACCAUGGAUGCAGAUCACUCCAAAUCUCCUGAGGGGUUGCUAGGGGUCUUGGGCCACAUGCUGUCUGGGAAGAGCCUGGAUCUGUUGUUGGCUGCGGCAGCAGCAACAGGGAAACUGAAAUCUUUUGCUCGAAAAUUCAUCAAGCUGAAUGAAUUCACGAAGCACAUAAGCGGAGAAGGCUCCAAGGCGGCCUCAGUCCGGGCCCUGCUGUUCGACAUCUCCUUCCUCAUGCUGUGCCAUGUCGCGCAGACCUACGGCUCUGAGGUGAUCCUCUCAGAGUCCAGCCCCACUGGUGAGGUGCCAUUCUUCGAGACCUGGAUGCAGACGUGCAUGCCUGAGGAGGGCAAGAUCCUCAACCCAGAUCAUCCUUGCUUCCGGCCUGACUCAACAAAAGUGGAGUCUCUAGUUGCUCUGCUGAACAACUCCUCAGAAAUGAAGCUGGUGCAGAUGAAAUGGCAUGAGGCCUGUUUGAGCAUCUCGGCUGCCAUCCUGGAGAUCCUCAAUGCCUGGGAGAAUGGAGUCCUCACUUUUGAGUCGAUUCAGAAGAUCACUGAUAACAUCAAGGGGAAGGUGUGCAGCAUGGCCGUGUGUGCAGUGGCUUGGCUGGUGGCCCAUGUUCGGAUGCUGGGCUUGGAUGAGAGGGAGAAGUCACUGCAGAUGAUCCGACAGCUUGCUACACCCCUGUACAGCGAGAACACACUUCAGUUUUACAAUGAGCGUGUGGUGAUAAUGAGCUCUAUUCUGGAGCACAUGUGUGCAGACGUCCUGCAGCAGACCGCCACACAGAUCAAAUUCCCCUCCACGGGCAUGGACACCAUUCCCUACUGGAACCUUCUGCCCCCUAAGAAGCCCAUCAAGGAGGUCCUGACAGGUGUCUUUACCAAGGUGCUGGAGAAGGGCUGGGUGGACAGCAGCUCCAUUCACAUAUUUGACACACUGCUGCAUAUGGGGGGAGUCUACUGGUUCUGCAACAACCUAGUCAAGGAGCUGCUGAAGGAAACCCGUAAGGAGCACACGCUGCGGGCUGUGGAACUGCUGUACUCCGUCUUCUGCCUGGACAUGCAGCAGCUGACAUUAACUCUGCUGGGCCACAUCCUGCCCAACCUGCUUACAGACUCCUCCAAGUGGCACAUGCUGAUGGACCCGCCCGGCAAGGCUCUUGCCAAGCUCUCUGUCUGGUGUGCCCUGAGCUCAUAUUCCUCCCACAACAGGGGGCAGGCAUCAGCCAGGCAGAAAAAGAGGCACCGUGAGGAUAUUGAGGAUUACAUUAGCCUUUUCCCGUUGGAUGAUACACAGCCAUCCAAACUCAUGCGCCUGCUGAGUUCCAACGAGGAAGAUGCCAACAUUCUGUCCAGUCCUACAGAUCGUUCCAUGAGCAGCUCACUAUCUGCCUCCCAGCUUCACACUGUCAGCAUGAGGGACCCUCUCAACAGAGUCCUAGCAAACCUCUUCCUCCUGAUCUCCUCCAUCCUGGGAGCAAAGACAGCUGGCACGCACACCCAAUUUGUCCAGUGGUUCAUGGAGGAGUGUGUGGACUGCCUGGAGCAGGGCAGUCGAGGGAGCAUUCUUCAGUUCAUGCCCUUCACAAUGGUAUCAGAGCUGGUGAAAGUGUCCACCAUGUCCAGUCCCAAAAUUGUCCUGGCUAUCACAGAUCUCAGCUUGCCCCUCGGCCGCCGUGUUGCUGCAAAGGCCAUUGCUGCCUUGUGAACACAGCUUUCCCUUCUGCAGUGCUGGGGAUGAGAAGGCGGGACAGAAGCCACGGGAGAUCCAGUGAAAGCUGCUCCUGGAUUACCCCUGGCAACGUGGAUCCCAUUGAUUCUCCAUGCUGGGUGUGGGGGGAGUCAUUUGCAGUGGGUGCAGACGCUCCAUCACCGGUGGACUCCCAGAAGUGCCUUGGUUCCCAAGAGAAGCUGUGGUGUCUCUGGCGGCUACUUCCUUCAGCACUGGGCAUGUUAGAGAUGCCAUUAUAUACAGCAUGGGCUGGUUUGCUGUUCUCUAUCGUCUCCUGACACCAAACACUGCAAGACUGAGACAAUCUUAUCUGAUCUUGCUGCUUGGAUAAUUUCUAAUACUUUUUUUAUAAUCCAGUUGCUGUUUUUUACCAUGAAGCAUGGACGGUUGUGAACUUUUUAACAGGAUUUGUUUCUUAAUAGUAUUUGUGCCAAGAUAGCAUCUCAAAAGAAUAGUGCUUUCCCUGGGGUUCCAGUAGCUAGUACGUUUCAGCACUUGCUAUUGGUGGCUGAAGUCCUUUGGAUGCCUGAUAAGCAAAAUGGCCUGUAUAUGGUAAACAGAUGUAAAGAAUGGCUCUGUACCGUCCUGCAGGUGCAUCUCUGUCAGCUUUGUCCACAAGCUGGUGCUCUGAAACAGACAACUUGCUGUAAUCACUUAAAUCUCAUCUAAAGAGCAACCAUACAUCUUCUGCUUUCAUGAAGGCACUGUGUGCCACAGUCUACAGAGCAGAGUGCAAGGAGUUUCUAAAAUUGUAUUGUUAAAUUGAUAUAGUAGUUUAACUAUUUUUUUACUAGGAAACAAUAAGGGGUGAGAAAUGUGACCUCUUACAUCUUUAUCUGGGGUUGUCCUUGUCUGGCUUGGGAGUUUCCAGGGAUUUCUAGAGUCGGAUGCUACAGCUGCCAGUGUUGGGCUGGCACAACAUUCCAGUGACUGUAAUCUGUGCUCCCCUCUUUUAUUGUUGUCCAGCCUUGCAUCUCUCAGAGGGGCAAGAAUUGCACAAAGAGGAGGAGGAUACAAUUCUGGAUGGAGCCAUCUUGUUAACUUGAUUCUAUCUCUCUUUUUUUGAUCAAAGAAGCAGGAACAGCCCAGAGGGAAGAAAAAUGCACAAGGAAUGUGCCAAAGGCAGUGGGGUACUUUUUGUCAUGAGAGGACUGAGAUGAGGUUUUAGUGCUUGAGGUACACUGCAAAUGCUUUGAAGUCAGGUAGUUGCUGUAUCAGCUUUCCCCACCCAGUUCUACUGGCACCCUUCAAGCCAGACCUGCUGCAGUUCAUGCUAAUUCCUGUCCUACUCCUCUUUUGAGCAGGCACUAUUGACCAGGUUGGGUAUCCCUGCAGUGGACAGGCCCUCAUGAAAGCCUGGGCAGAGAUGAAAAAGUUGUUUUUGUCAUGUGACGCAAGCGGAGUUUGAAUCCAUGCCCGUGCUUCACGGUGAUGUAUCCCAUGCAAUGCCUGUGACAGCGAGGGGGGUUAUUUUAGUACAAAAGCUGACCAUGCAUCUUCCAAGGUUGAAGUUCAUUCACUUCCACUUCCCUUCCUGCAGCUGUAUUUUUGACAACAUUUGAUGUCCCUCAUGGACUAUGACUUUUUGUACUUGUUUAUUGAUCCUUUUCCAGGGUGGAAUUAUUUUCUUUGAGAAUAAACCUAAAAUAAAUCCUUGGGA
Alligator mississippiensis (American alligator) is the source of this 4952-nucleotide messenger RNA. It is a transcript of the gene MED24, whose product is annotated as mediator complex subunit 24. Gene Ontology annotation, cellular component: mediator complex. NCBI's taxonomy places the organism in Eukaryota, Metazoa, Chordata, Crocodylia, Alligatoridae. Bases 305 to 3268 code for a protein of 987 amino acids. The record is from RefSeq and is a predicted model, not a curated record. The transcript is spliced from 26 exons. Gene Ontology annotation, molecular function: transcription coregulator activity.